GUUUAUCUAAAAAAAAUUUCCUUUAAAAAUUCAAUACCUCUUCUCAUCUCUCUUAACGCAUCCCCGCCGCCACCACUCUGUCCCAGCUUCCUCCAGUGGCUGAUCUUAAUCCCUCUCUUGCAUUCAAGUUUCCGGCAGACCCAGCAAAUUAAAUAAGUGCUAUUUGGGGCCGCGAUUUGCUGCCAUUGAUGUGAUUUUUUCCCUCACCGCUGUUGAGGUCUUUAGCGGGUUGUUGAUUUUGAUCAUCAUGGAAGCUAAAUUCUUUCGCUUUCUUAAAAUCGUCGGAGUUGGUUACAAAGCCAGAGCUGAAGCCGAGGGAAGACUCUUAUUUCUGAAACUAGGAUACAGUCAUGAGGUUGAACUCCCCGUUCCUCCUGCCGUCCGCGUUUUCUGCUUCAAAAACAAUGUUGUUUGCUGCACUGGACUCGACAAGCAAAGGGUGCAUCAAUUUGCCGCUACAGUUCGAAGUUGCAAGCCUCCAGAAGUUUACAAAGGCAAAGGUAUAAUGUACAUUGAUGAAGUUAUCAAGAAAAAACAAGGUAAAAAAUCAAAAUGAUUUGUUGAAGUGCUUGAUUUUUACUUGCCUUUUUGUUAGUGGUAUUGCAGUGUCUCAUUUUGUAUUAACUUGGUUGAAUACCCAAACAAUGUAGGCAUGUUGGAACCUAUAACAUCUGUUCAACAAAAUUUUAGGGUCAUUGUCUUCAAUAAACCACUUAUUUUGAUGUGUUUGAUCGAUUA
Messenger RNA from Gossypium raimondii (Peruvian cotton), 738 nucleotides. RefSeq names its product 60S ribosomal protein L6, mitochondrial. Gene Ontology annotation, cellular component: ribosome. NCBI's taxonomy places the organism in Eukaryota, Viridiplantae, Streptophyta, Magnoliopsida, Malvales, Malvaceae. Bases 248 to 556 code for a protein of 102 amino acids. The transcript is spliced from 3 exons. Gene Ontology annotation, biological process: translation. The record is from RefSeq and is a predicted model, not a curated record. Gene Ontology annotation, molecular function: rRNA binding; structural constituent of ribosome.